AUGCGAUUCAAAACUUCCGUACGGAAUAUCCAGACCUUCACGAAGCUCACGGCUUCGCUGUCGUCCCUAGGAAAGGUCGCAUGGGUACGCCUCGACAAUGAUGCCGUGCGCUUCACCAUCAUCCCGGAAACGGGCACGCAAGUGUGGGCGUCGCUCUCAAUUGAAUCUAUCUUUGAAGACUACACCAUUCAAUCCGCAGCCCCGAACAACACCAUCAACCUCGAAUUACCCCUCACGCCCCUCCAUCGCGCCCUGAAGUCCGCAAUCAACGCGACUUCUGCCUCGAUACGACUCACCAAGAAAGAGGGCGUACCCGUGCUAUCCCUCACCAUCAUCACGAACACGAUCAGCAGCGGGCACAGCGGCCACGGCUUCUUGAAUGGCUCUGAUGACCCAUUUGGCGACAAUGCGUUCCGGGAAGAGAGUCUCGACGCGAACCUGGGAAGAGAUAGGGAGACGAUUGUCACGCAGGAUAUUCCGAUCCGGGUCCUGACGGCGGACAGCGUGGAGGGUAUACAUGAGCCGCGGGUUCGGGAGUCCGAUGCGCACAUCAUCCUGCCCUCUCUGAUCCAGCUGAAGGCGAUCUCAGACCGGUUCACCAAGCUGGCCAUGGCGACGGCGAAUGGCACGAGGGCUUCGAGCGCGGCGCCCAAGCUGGAACUCGCGGCCAACAUGCAUGGGAGUCUGAAGCUGAGUAUUGCUACGGAUGCUUUGAACAUCUCGAGCGUAUGGACCGGUUUGAACAACCCCGAGCUGGACCCGAGGCAGGUCGAGGACGGCGCAAGCCUGGAGGAUCAUCCUAGCAUGAAGUUGAAGGCUGCCGGCCCGGACGCUUGGUCUACGGUCAGAAUUGAUGGGAGGGAUUGGGGGAAAGUACUGAGUGUGGGACGGCUGGGGGGGCGGGUCAUUGCGUGUUUCUCUGACGAGCAUGCCUUGAUUCUCUACGUAUACCUUUCAAACUAUGAUAGCGGAGCUGACGAGUCGGUUUUGACUUACUACAUCUCCUCUUUCAGUAUCUGA
Messenger RNA from Drepanopeziza brunnea f. sp. 'multigermtubi' MB_m1, 1020 nucleotides. RefSeq lists its product as uncharacterized. Gene Ontology annotation, cellular component: site of double-strand break; nucleolus; checkpoint clamp complex. NCBI's taxonomy places the organism in Eukaryota, Fungi, Ascomycota, Leotiomycetes, Helotiales, Drepanopezizaceae. The record is from RefSeq and is a predicted model, not a curated record. Gene Ontology annotation, biological process: nucleotide-excision repair; meiotic DNA integrity checkpoint signaling; double-strand break repair via homologous recombination.